AGUUUUCAAGUGGUCAGCUUGGUCAAUGUCUUGGCAUUAGAAAAAGGGUAGAAAGGCACAAGCUUGGUAGUAGAUGGGACUAGAGAUCGCAGUCCUUUUCUUCCGAGGUGGGAGUGUGGGAGGAGGUGCGUGAGUAUAGCUAGUAACAGGGACUAGAGAAGGAAAAAGAGUUCUUGAUUAGUUUCUUUCUUCUACGUUAAAAUUUAGUUCGCUUUCCUUACAGGAAGGGCAAGGAGGUCAGGGCGCGCCAGUGCGCGCUGGUGAAGCGCGCGCUUCGGCAGGUGGGUUGCGGGGGCGCAGAAGGAAGGGGAAGUUACCUUCCCCUCGGAAGAGGGCGCUGGCUCCCCCAUUCUGCCUUUAUAAUAAGACCGCAGAAAGAGAGGAAGCAGCCAGCAGCCCUCUACCCUUUGUAAAGCAUGCAGUUAGGGGAGCAGCUCUUGGUGAGCUCGGUGAACCUACCCGGCGCGCACUUCUACCCACUGGAGAGUGCGCGAGGGGGCAGCGGUGGGAGCGCAGGUCACCUCCCCGGCGCGGCCCCCUCUCCUCAGAGGCUGGACUUAGACAAAGCGUCCAAGAAGUUCUCGGGGAGCCUCUCGUGCGAGGCAGGGAGCGGGGAGCCCACAGUCACCAGCGCGGGGGCCCCCACGGCCAUGCUCAGUGACGCGGACGCCGGAGACUCCUUCGCCAGCGCCGCGGCAGUGGCCAAACCAGGGCCCCCGGACGGCCGCAAGAGCUCCCCCUGUGGGGAGGAGGAGCUGCCCUCGGCCGCUGCAGCUGCUGCCGCUGCCGCCGCUGCCGCCGCUGCCGCCGCCACAGCACGCUACUCCAUGGACACCCUGAGCUCGGAGCGCUACUACUUGCAGUCCCCCGGCCCUCAGGGCUCAGAGCUGGCCGCGCCCUGCUCACUCUUCCCUUACCAGACGGCUGCUGGGGCGCCCCACGGAUCGGUGUACCCAACUCCCAACGGGGCGCGCUACCCCUACGGCUCCAUGCUGCCCCCCGGCGGCUUCCCUGCGACUGUUUGCCCACCCGGGAGGGCACAAUUCGGCCCGGCAGCUGGUGCCGGCAGUGGCGCGAGUAGCAGCAGCGGUGCAGGCGGUGGCCCGGGCGCCUAUCAAUACAGCCAGGGGGCACCGCUUUACGGGCCAUACUCCGGGGCGGCAGCGGCGGGUUCUUGCGGAGGGCUGGGAGGUUUGGGAGUUCCCGGUUCUGGUUUCCGCGCUCACGUCUACCUCUGCAAUCGGCCUCUGUGGCUCAAAUUUCACCGCCACCAAACAGAGAUGAUCAUUACAAAACAGGGCAGGCGCAUGUUUCCUUUCUUGAGCUUCAAUAUAAACGGACUCAAUCCUACCGCCCACUACAACGUGUUCGUAGAGGUGGUGCUGGCAGACCCCAACCACUGGCGUUUCCAGGGGGGCAAAUGGGUGACCUGCGGCAAAGCCGACAAUAACAUGCAGGGUAACAAAAUGUAUGUUCACCCAGAGUCUCCUAAUACUGGUUCCCACUGGAUGAGACAGGAGAUUUCCUUUGGGAAAUUAAAACUCACCAAUAACAAAGGCGCAAAUAACAACAACACCCAGAUGAUAGUUUUACAGUCUUUACACAAGUACCAACCACGACUGCACAUUGUUGAAGUUACAGAGGAUGGUGUGGAGGACUUGAAUGAGCCCUCGAAGACCCAGACCUUUACCUUCUCAGAAACACAGUUCAUCGCAGUUACUGCCUACCAGAACACUGAUAUUACUCAACUAAAGAUUGACCAUAACCCCUUUGCUAAAGGCUUCAGGGACAACUAUGAUUCCAUGUACACCGCUUCCGAAAAUGACAGGUUAACUCCAUCUCCCACGGAUUCUCCUAGAUCCCAUCAGAUUGUCCCUGGAGGUCGGUAUGGCGUUCAGUCCUUCUUCCCGGAGCCCUUCGUCAACACUUUACCUCAAGCCCGAUAUUAUAAUGGCGAGAGAACCGUUCCACAGACCAACGGCCUCCUUUCACCCCAACAGAGCGAAGAGGUGGCCAACCCUCCCCAGCGGUGGCUUGUCACGCCUGUCCAGCAACCCGGGACCAAUAAAUUAGAUAUCGGUUCCUAUGAAUCUGAAUAUACUUCUAGCACGUUACUCCCAUAUGGUAUUAAAUCCUUGCCCCUCCAGACAUCCCAUGCCCUUGGAUAUUACCCUGACCCCACUUUUCCUGCUAUGGCAGGAUGGGGAGGUCGAGGUUCUUAUCAAAGGAAGAUGGCAGCUGGACUACCAUGGACCUCUAGAACGAGCCCUCCUGUAUUCCCUGAAGAUCAGCUCUCCAAGGAGAAAGUCAAAGAAGAAAUUAGUUCAUCAUGGAUAGAGACGCCCCCUUCUAUCAAGUCUCUAGAUUCCAACGAUUCAGGGGUAUAUACCAGUGCUUGUAAGCGAAGGCGGCUGUCUCCUAGCACCUCCAGUAAUGAAAAUUCUCCCUCCAUAAAGUGUGAGGACCUUAAUGCUGAAGAAUACAGUAAAGACACAUCAAAAGGCAUGGGAGGAUAUUAUGCAUUUUACACAACUCCCUAAAGAAUUAUUUUAACCUCGUUAAAAAUUAGCAAACUUUUUGCAGAUGGACUUGGUGGUGUUUUUUUGUUGUUGUCUUCUUUGUCUAGGUUGCCAAAAAGACGUUUUGCCUUCCACCUUGAUGCAUCCUGUUUUGUGCAAUUCUAUAAAGAAGGUGCCAAAGUUUUUUGAUUGCUGCAGGUAACUGAAACAAACCUAGCAUCCCACCCCACCCCCCCAACCCUUUUAAAAUGAAUUCAAUGGAGGGCUUUAAAGUAUUUUAAAAUUUGAAAGUUAUCCAAGAUUUGGGAUUUAUUUAUUUGGAGACACUAAACAUUUAGUGAAUUGGGCUGUGAAGAUUGAGGGCCGAGCACCAUUAAUGAGAUGGAAUCUCCAGUUCUCAUUUCUGUUCGUAAACCUUUAAAACAAACAGAACCCACGAACGCUAAGGAGUUUUACUUCUGGAAGAGAAGAAUUGGGCCUUAAGUUUCAACAGGGGACUUUUUUGCUGUUUACCUUCUGCUAGGGACAAAAGAUGUUUAGCCUGGGAGGUUAGAAACACGAUUAUGAAAAUACUGGUUGAACCUGACUUUGAUUCCUCCCAGGCUUGCAGAACAAGCCAUGUUUGCCUAGCUCAGGAUUGCCUCACUGAGAGGAGCAGGCCUCUUGCUGUGUGUUGGGGUGGACCAGAGCACUCAGGAGAGAGGGUAAGGAAGGGAAUGGCCAAAAAGAGAGAAUUUAAAAGUGUACAGUUGUGUGUGUUUAGGUACGCUGUAGAAUAAAGUGGAAUACAUUGUACAAAUAGUCUACAUAGGUAUCCCAGAUAAUGUAAAAUUGGUGCUUUGGCUCUGUAACGAAUUCGCAAUCAACUGACAACACCUGCAGGGGCAAGAAGAUAGUUUCUCUCAUCAGCCCCAGGAUAUUUGGGGGAAUAUUCUGUUUACUUCUUAGGUAGUCAAGAAUGUAUUCAGCUACCCUGUACUAACUUGAAACAGGUUUAAAGAAAACUCUUAUUUCAUCCUCUUCCUUGGCCUCUUCCAAUGCCUCAUCAUCUUGGCAAUGUGAAGAAGUUCAAAACCUGAUGUCACAGCUCCUAUAAGCUUUUUAGUGAUCUUGGAUUUUUAUGUACAGUAUUAGUCAUUUUUAAUAAAUGUGGUUCAAUAUGGGAA
This is a messenger RNA of Chrysochloris asiatica (Cape golden mole), 3685 nucleotides long. RefSeq names its product eomesodermin (gene EOMES). The record is from RefSeq and is a predicted model, not a curated record. Gene Ontology annotation, cellular component: nucleus. The transcript has 6 exons. The coding region runs from base 417 to 2540 and encodes 707 amino acids. Gene Ontology annotation, molecular function: RNA polymerase II cis-regulatory region sequence-specific DNA binding; DNA-binding transcription factor activity, RNA polymerase II-specific. NCBI's taxonomy places the organism in Eukaryota, Metazoa, Chordata, Mammalia, Afrosoricida, Chrysochloridae. Gene Ontology annotation, biological process: positive regulation of DNA-templated transcription; CD8-positive, alpha-beta T cell differentiation involved in immune response; mesoderm formation.